Messenger RNA from Metopolophium dirhodum (rose-grain aphid), 696 nucleotides. RefSeq lists its product as uncharacterized. The transcript has a single exon. The record is from RefSeq and is a predicted model, not a curated record. NCBI's taxonomy places the organism in Eukaryota, Metazoa, Arthropoda, Insecta, Hemiptera, Aphididae. The coding region runs from base 1 to 696 and encodes 231 amino acids.
AUGGAUGACUCGUAUUUAGACGUAGCAGCCAGCUAUGUCGACGAGUGUAAAAUAACACAAAAGAAUUAUCAUUCGUUCACCCCAUAUUCAAACAUGUCUUUUUCUAAUAACGAUGAAAUUAGGAUAAGUGUUUUAAACAUGGAUUCUUACACUUUUCCGUGUGAGAGUUAUCUGUACAUCGAGGGAAAAGUAAAUAAACCUACCGAUGCUGUUGGAGACGUUAGUUUUUCGAAUAAUGGAUUGGCGUUUUUAUUCUCCGAAAUGCGAUACGAGAUAAACGGAGUAGAAGUACAGAAAAUAAAAUCACCCGGAAUUUCGUCUUGUUUGAAAGGUUACUGUUCAUAUACUCCAAACGACUUGAACGCGCUGGAGAAUGCGGCUUGGGGGUCGUCGUUGGGUAGUAACGAUAAUAAUAAAAAUUUCAUGGCCAACAAUGUGUUUACCGGCUGCGUUCCACUGAAACAUCUAUUUGGAUUUUUUGAAGAUUACAAAAAAAUAUUACUUAAUUGUAAUCAACAAUUGAUUUUGAAUCGCUCGUCAACCGAUUUCGACACAUUACACGUUACUGAUAACUCUGAGAAAAAUAAAAAAAUUACCGUCGAACUGACUAAGAUAUUAUGGAAGAUGCCUAUUAUCAAAGUUAGUGAUAAAGAAAAGUUAAGACUGUUAAAAAUAUUGGAUUCUCGUAAAACGUAA